Messenger RNA from Rhododendron vialii, 1225 nucleotides. Its product is annotated as ribosome biogenesis regulatory protein homolog. Gene Ontology annotation, biological process: ribosomal large subunit export from nucleus; endonucleolytic cleavage in ITS1 to separate SSU-rRNA from 5.8S rRNA and LSU-rRNA from tricistronic rRNA transcript (SSU-rRNA, 5.8S rRNA, LSU-rRNA); ribosomal large subunit biogenesis. The record is from RefSeq and is a predicted model, not a curated record. The transcript is spliced from 9 exons. Lineage: Eukaryota; Viridiplantae; Streptophyta; Magnoliopsida; Ericales; Ericaceae. Gene Ontology annotation, cellular component: nucleus; preribosome, large subunit precursor; nucleolus. The coding region runs from base 85 to 1086 and encodes 333 amino acids. Gene Ontology annotation, molecular function: protein binding.
ACUGGGGCCCUUCGAUUCUAGGUUUAGGUCUCCCGACAGCCAUAAACACAGUGAGCUGCUCAAGCUGGUAAGACAGACGGAGCGAUGGCCGAAGAGUAUCAGAUCGACCUAGGCAAUCUCAUGGCCUUCGACCCUCACCACCACUUUCCAUCUCUUCCCUCUUCCAGGGAGGAGCUUGUGAAGCAAUGCCUAGAAAAGAGCACCAAGUUGGUUCAAGCAGUUGCAGAUGCUCUCUUCAACUUACCUUCAACUGAUGACCCAGAUGGCCCCAUUGUCACGUUGCCUCAACCUACUACAAGAUUGCCAAGAGAGAAGCCUCUGCCGAAGAAAAAGCCUCCUACAAAAUGGGAGGAGUUUGCUAAAAAGAAAGGUAUAGUACAGCGCAAAAAAGACAAGGUUGUAUUUGAUGAACAAACUGGUACUUGGAAGCGUCGCCAUGGCUACGAUCGUGUGAAUGAUGACAAUGAUAUACCCAUCAUUGAGGCAAAGGCGACUGAUGAGCCAGGAGUAGAUCCUUUUGCUAAGAGACGAGAGGAAAAGAAGCAGCGAGUAGAAAAGCAAGAGAAGCAUCGGUUGCAGAAUUUGAAACAAGCUGCAAAAGUUGGUGCCCUGCCGAGCCAUAUCCAACUCGCUGCUACAGCUCUUCCCAUAACAGGAACUCAAGCUGCACCUAGGAAAGCAAGUAAAAACGAACUUGAGAGUGUGGCUGGAAUGGCAGCGACCUCAACAGCCAGUGGUGGAAAAUUUGACAAGAAGCUUGCUGGAGAAAAACCUCCAAAGCAUGAAGCGAAAUAUCGCAAGUUCCUACCCGUGGUCGAAGGCUCCGGAAUGGGUUCACUAGAGAGGCAGCAAACUGAGAAGGUUCUGAGCAAGUUAAUCUCCAAAAAUUCCCAUGAGAUACUGAAUGUGGAAAGGGCUGUCAAUAUGUAUAAUGUGAAGAAGGAUAAGAAGCGGAGUAACCAACAACAGCGAAAGUCUUCAUCAACCUCAGGCAAAAGCUCAAGCAAGUUGAAACCAAAUAACAACAAACCUUUCAAGAAAACGUCUUUCAAAAAGGGUCCUUCGAACAAAGGCAAAUCAAAGUGAAAUCCAUCUCUAUGAGCUUAUUCAAUCCGAGUUUUUUCGCUACUACAGUUUUGUUGUUAAUUCGGAACGAGGUACUAAAAUUUUCCUGUAUUCAAGUCAGUGUUAGUUCUUUCGGGGCCAAAAACCUUGCUUUCCUUAA